UACGCUAACCAUCUAAAGCAGGGCUUAAGCGACAGAGUCGUAGUUCGGACUACUCCUAUUGAAUCGACGUUAUUUAUCUCGCAAACCCUUUUAAGAUGGCACCCGCUGAAGUCAAUCAUACACCGAACCUCUCCACAAACAGAAGAAUGAAAACUCAAGACGAAAAACACGCUCACGAUCUUGCCUGCGACUAUAUUUACUUCCACAAAUUGGGAAUGGAGUCGCACAAAGCUAACACAAGAGUUGCUGCAAUUUUGCGGAGAGUUGGUGGAGAAGUGGAGAGAAGGCAUGAAGUUUUAUUGAAAAAUAUGUGCGAAAGGCUACAUCUUAGAACAGCUAAUGUUGAAGACACUUUUAGAGGCGUCGCGGAGGAAAUUUUCAGCACAGAAAUCAAUUGGGGACGUAUUGUAGUUUUGUACUGCUUUGCCGCUGAAGUUGCUGUAUUUUGCAGCCAAAACGACAUUAAUAUCAUCGACGAUAUUGUUAGAUGGCUUGCUGAAUAUGUCAGCGAGAGAAAACUCAAUGAAUGGAUCAGGAAAUCUGGAGGAUGGGAUGCAUUUUGUGAGCAGUUUAAAGAUGUCAAAGCAGAGAGUGAGAAAUUUUGGUGGAACAGUAUUCUUUACACAACGCUGGGUCUUGGAACCCUGGCUGCAAUGUUGUAUGUGAAGAGCUAGACUCAGCUGUGAUGUAAUGUUCAAAACAACAGUUAUGCCUCAUUCCAGGUCAGGAUAUCUAUGGUACCAAUAUGCAUGGGCUUGCGAUUUGCUCCCUGAAAAGCAGAGGUGACUUAGAGGCUGCAAGAACCAUAGUUGGUCUACUUAGGAUUGUCAAAUAUCACAACAGACAGAAACAUGCUAGACAAGAUUACGACCAUGUUAGUAAUAUAUGUUUGAACUGGUUCCUCUGCAGUGGAACCGUGGGAGUCAGAAAGAAACAGAGAACAUUGAAUUAAACCAAAAACAUCGACAAAGGGCUUGAUCUAAUCAGCCUGCAAGAAAAAUGUUGUGUGGACGUGUAUUUUAGAUCAAAGAUUUUUUCAGAAACAAUUUCUAUAUUUUACCUAGCUCCAGUUAUGGUUAGUUUUUUUUUAAUAAUUCUAGUUAUAUCAAUUUGGGUGAUUAUGAACACUUAACAAUACUUAGCAAUAUCUUGAUCUAGUUAGAGGAGUUGAUAAACAAUAUUUAUGAUAUGACCCUAAUUUCAUUUUUUCUAAUUUGAAGUUAAUGAUUUUAACUUUUAUCUUACAGAUAAAAUUAAAGUAUCCAUGUUAAUGGAGAAUUUUAUUGAAUUAAAUAUGUUGAUCUUUGUUUAAGAAACAGCCUUAGUGUUUGCUCAUACAAAAUUUUGGCUUUUUGCCUGUGGAAUUGUUUUCCAACUUGGAUAAAGUUUGUUUAAGGUGGCUUUUUGCGUUAAAAUAUAUUCUCCGAAUGUGUUCCACUGGCAGUUUAAUGAGAACCAGGGGGAAAACUUAUUUUGAAGGGAUGAAAGUGUCUUUAGAAAAUGAUAAGAAAGCAUGAUAAGGUUACAAAUUUGUUUCAAGGAGUCUAAGAAAGGGCUAAACAAGAAUAGACCUGAAAUCAUUGCAGAAUGAGAGGAGAUGAAUGAUCUCUCAAGGCCAUUGUUUGAACUGAUAAACGGAUGAUUUCAUGUUAUGUAACAUGCGGGCAUUUUGUCAGUACCUCCUCUUGCCAAAUUUCUCAGAUUUUCAUCCAUUUAAGGUCAUUUUUUAUUUCCAAUGCAUUACUUCAUUUGCAUAAGAACAAUAGCCCUAUAUCACUGCCUUAUACAGUUUUUCCGGAAACUAUCUGUUGCUGGAGGGGAUGUAUAUGGCAGAUUUGAGAGUGGAUAGAGGAAUUGUAAUAAGCUUUAAUUUUACGGCGUCCUCGUAAAGGAAUUUAAGAACUGUAAAAGUGUGCGGCGCAAUUGGAGGCCUUGCAAACAAAUCCCGUAGAACAGGCGUGACCUUUUUGCAUUUUUUUAACGAUCGGAGACGAGGAAAGCACAAGAGAAUGAUCUUCUUGGUCUCCUGAAAAACGCCCACAUUCAAGUUUGGUCUACAAGCAGUUGUCACGAUGCACGAGGGCUACAACCGGAAGUGUCACCUUGAACCGCGGGUUUUCUAUGGUCGUGAAAAUUGUUUACAACGUUAGGGAUGUUUGGAUAGCCUACUUAAGCGUCUCAUGCGGAGGGAAGGUGAAAAAUAACUCUCUCUUCCACCAAAAUAAGCUGUUUUAGCAACGAAAACUGUGUUUACACGUGGAGAGCUCGUGAAAUUUCACUGUCACGUUUAAUUUUAACCUGCGUGGUAUCACGGAGAUCACGUGCGUAUUAAACUCGAUACGGACACUUGAAACUUUGUUCGUUGAGCUUGCGAGCUUGCCGUCCAACUGAACUUUGGUUGUUUACAUAAUUGAAACAUUGCAACGGUGGAAAUCCUGUGCAUACGGCUGAUUUCUCAUCUAAGUUAGGAACGAUGAUUUAACACGCAAAAAUCGCCUACCAGCCUGCACCCUCCGUGACCUUCUCUACUGUCGUAGUUGAAUCCUGCACGUAAUUGUUUUUGUAUCUUAUUACAGGGAACUUCUUGCAACACUCAAAUGAAACCAUUUUGAUUGUUUUUA
This is a messenger RNA of Pocillopora damicornis (cauliflower coral), 2621 nucleotides long. RefSeq names its product apoptosis regulator Bcl-2. Gene Ontology annotation, molecular function: BH domain binding. Gene Ontology annotation, biological process: intrinsic apoptotic signaling pathway in response to DNA damage; extrinsic apoptotic signaling pathway in absence of ligand; regulation of apoptotic process. NCBI's taxonomy places the organism in Eukaryota, Metazoa, Cnidaria, Anthozoa, Scleractinia, Pocilloporidae. Gene Ontology annotation, cellular component: mitochondrial outer membrane. The record is from RefSeq and is a predicted model, not a curated record.